Kogia breviceps (pygmy sperm whale) is the source of this 913-nucleotide messenger RNA. RefSeq names its product chromosome 19 C17orf107 homolog (gene C19H17orf107). NCBI's taxonomy places the organism in Eukaryota, Metazoa, Chordata, Mammalia, Artiodactyla, Physeteridae. The record is from RefSeq and is a predicted model, not a curated record.
AUGCCCACCCUCCACCCCCAAGGGUGGCACCUCGAAACGCUCGGGGAAGGUUUCCAGCGUCCCCCCAUUACCUCUGCCCUAGGACCUGAUGACCCCACAGUCCCUGUGCUUUUCCAGGUGGCCCUCCAGCCCCCGCUUCUAUCUUCCCUGGAACUUGUGGCCACAGCCCCUGAAUAUCUGGAGCAGCGGUUCAGAGAGCCAAAGUCCCUGGAGCCGCGAGAGCCAGAGAAGCCACCGCCCGCCCCGAAGCCCACCCUGGGGCUGGUGCUAAGAGAAGCCGCAGCCAGCGUAGUGAACUUCGGGGCCACCUUGUUAGAGAUCUCAGCCCUGUGGGUGCAGCAGGAGGUGUGGCGACUAGACGGCGGCCCGGGCCCGGCCCCAGACGCCGGGGAUCCGGGUGGAGCCCUGGCCCGGGUAGCCCAGGCCGCGGGGCAGGGGGCUCGGCCAGCGCGGUCUGCGGCAGGCGCGAGCGCCCGGCUUCUGCUCCAGGGGGCGCGGCUAUGCCUGUGUGCACGAGGUCUGCAGGGAUCCGCCUCAUUCCUGCAACAGUAGCGACGCCAGCUGGGCCUCGGCACCCCCGGGGAACCGGUGAGUUCAGGAUGAGGGGAGAGGUGGGGGCCAGAGGCGGCGGGGCUGGGUGGGCACUAUGCCGGCCCGCCCCCAACAGAGAUACUCCGGAGACCUCCAGGUGGCGUCCAGCAGCAGUACGGAGGACGGGGGACCGGAGAAGCCACCACCAUCCCAGCCCCACCCCGCGUCCAAAUAAAACCCAGGCGCGGAUGAAACAAAUGAGGCUUCUCCCAGAGUCAUUAGGUUUGGGCCCUGCCCUCCCCAACGAGCCUCUUGGCUCCACCCCAUGCUCGUCUGGCUCCGCCCUUCACACUGGCCACGCCCCACGCAGGCACCACAGGGA